CAGCGUUACCCCAAUUCCGGGAUUUAAAGUGACGCCUGGGAUACCCCGGAAGGAUGGCGACUUUAGACCACCGGGCCCUCCUCCUGCUGUUGGUGGUCGCUCUGGCUGUUACCCAUACUGGCGCCGGCUCCCACUCUCUGCGCUAUUUCCACACCGCCCUGUCACGACCGGGGCCUGGGGAGCCCCAGUACAUCUCUGUUGGCUACGUGGACGACAAGCAGUUCCAGCGGUGCGAUAGCAAUGAGGAGACCCCGAGAAUGGAGCCACGUGCGCCGUGGAUGGAGCGGGAAGGACCGGAGUAUUGGGAAGAGCUGAAACACAAAGUGAAGAACAUUGCACUAGAGGCCAGAGCGACCCUUCGGGCCCUGCUCCGCUACUACAACCAGAGUGAAGAUGGUUCUCACAUCCUGCAGUGGAUGGUUGGCUGCGAUGUGGGGUCAGACAUGCACCUUCUUGGCGCAUACUAUCAGUUCGCCUACGAUGGCCGGGAUUACAUCACCCUGAACGAGGACCUGCGCUCCUGGACUGCCGGGGACAUGGUGGCUCAGAUCUCAAGGCGCAAGUUGGAGUCCGAUGGUGCUGCAGAGUACUUCAGGGCCUAUGUGGAGGGAGAGUGCCUGGAGCUGCUCCACAGAUUCCUGCAGAAUGGGAAGGAGACUCUGCAGCGAGCUGACCCACCAAAGGCACAUGUGGCCUAUCACCCUGGAUCUGAAGGUGACAUCACCCUGAGAUGCUGGGCCUUGGGCUUCUACCCUGCUGAGAUCUCCCUGACCUGGCAGCGGGAUGGGGAAGACUGGACUCAGGAUAUGGAGCUUGUGGAGACCAGGCCUUCAGGAGAUGGGACCUUCCAGAAGUGGGCAGCUGUGGUGGUGCCUUCUGGAGAGGAGCAGAGAUACACAUGCCAUGUGCAGCAUGAGGGCCUAACUGAGCCCCUCACCCUGAGAUGGGAGAGAUCCUCUCAAUCCUCUAUCCUCAUCAUCAUCAUCAUUGCUGGUCUGGUUCUCCUCGGAACGGUGAUCACUACUGCUGUGGUGUGCAAGAGGAAGGGCUCAGGUGAAAGAAGCAUCAGUUAUACUCAGACUGCCAGCAGGAACAGUGCUGAAGGCUCUGAUGCUUCUGCCACCAUUUAGAAAGUAUGAAACUGCUGCCUUGUGUGGUUCUGAGUCUUAUAGGAUGUGUUCAGAUCUCUCCUUCUCCACUAUGACUCCAGGAGUCUCCCAAUUUCUCUUUCUGCAGUUGACAUCUCACUGUCUCCUGUCAGCACAAUGUGAUGAAGUGAGCAGCUGACACCAACUCUGAGGCCUGAGUCUCUUCCCCAUGCCUGUGUCUUAUCCCCAGUUUCUCCUGCUUUACCACAGGCAGAGCUGGGACUUCCCCAUUCCUCAUGGAACUUCAGGUUUUUCUAAGCUGUGGCUUCCUAUUUCCCUACUGAAAGUAAGGAUGUAGAUAUAGUUUUAUUGUUUUUAACUUCUAGGUGUGGUUUGUUGGGUCAUUAAGAGAGGAAGAUUUGCAAAAUUGACAGAAAAUAAACCUGAAAGCUUCCAAAAUCCAUGUGUUUAAUAUAUUGAAUCUGUUAUAGGUGGGCAGGAGAAGUCUGGAGAGCAGAGUGUGGCUGGAUUUUGUCAGUGCUGCAUAUGUGGGCGUGGAUGCAGUCAUCUCCUCUGCCCUUGACCCUCAGCAGAAUGAAAUAGAUUUGGCAGGCGAUACCAUGUAACAUAUUUAAUGUCUAGAGCAUUGAUGAAGCCACCUAAGGAAUGACUGAGAUGAGAAAGGGAACAAGGAUUGAGCCCUGAGGCUCUUGUACUAGCAGUCUCAUUAGAUCUUGGUUGUUGUCUGUACAGAGCUUUUAUAUUGACAGUUAUCUAAAAUACAGUGAUGAGUUAUAACUUUCAUGAAUUUUUUACCCUAGUAAUUUUAAUGCUUCAGGAUUUCACUAUGCCCCAUUUCCUCCAUCGGAAUGGUAGAGUAAAUUCUGUGCCAUUGUAUAUAAGAAGUAUGUGAUUUGCUUUUUGCUUUUGAUUUUACAGAGGAUUCCAAAGAAGAAAUCUCCUUGAGUCUCAGAAGAAACUUUGAACUUAGAAAUCUUAAACUGUAUAGAGACUGUGAAAAACUAUGGGGCCUUUCGAAAUUGGACUAAACACAUUUUGCAUAUGAUAUGGCCACAAGCCUAUGGGCUUCAUGGAAUAGAAUGUGGUGGUUUGAAUAAGAAUGGGCCCCAUGGGCUCAAGUAUUUGAAUAUUUGGUCCCCAGGUGGUGGAACUGUUUGAGAAGGAUUAAGAGGUGUGGCCUUGUUCGAAGAGGUGUGUCACUGGGGCUGGGUUUUGAGGGUUAAAAUGUCCACACUAUUCCUAGUUAGCUUUCCCUGCCUCCUGACUGUGUCUCCAGAUGUAAGCUCCAGCUACUGCUCCAGAACCAUCCCAACCUGCCUCCUGCCAUGCUCCACAAAAUGGUAACCAUGGCUCUAACACUUUGCAACUGUGAGCCCCCAAUUAAUUGUUUUCUUUUAUACGUUGACUUUGUCAUGGUAUUUUUGCAUGACAAUAGAAAAGUAAUUAAACAGAUGAAUCCACUCAUUGGUCAUCCAAUGCAGAGUGGUCAGCCCUGAAACUACA
Molecule: messenger RNA, 2612 nt
Organism: Peromyscus leucopus (white-footed mouse)
Lineage: Eukaryota; Metazoa; Chordata; Mammalia; Rodentia; Cricetidae
Product: patr class I histocompatibility antigen, A-126 alpha chain
Exons: 8
Coding region: 54-1130 (358 amino acids)
Biological process (GO): immune response; antigen processing and presentation of endogenous peptide antigen via MHC class I via ER pathway, TAP-independent; positive regulation of T cell mediated cytotoxicity
Cellular component (GO): external side of plasma membrane
Molecular function (GO): peptide antigen binding; signaling receptor binding
Source: RefSeq, a predicted model, not a curated record